AUGGCUGAGGCCAUCACCUAUGCAGACCUGCGGUUUGUGAAGGCUCCCCUGAAGAAGAGCAACUCCAGCCGGCUAGGACACGACCCAGAGACUGAUGAAGACGGCGAACUCACCUAUGAGAAUGUGCCCCCAGGCACAGGAGGACCCUCGAGCUUGGCUUCCUCUGGAUUACGGGAUAAAGCAGGGGCCCAGUCGGAGCAGCCAACAGCUGCCUGGAGCCCCGUGACGUCACCCGCUGCCGGGCGGAUUCUGUGGUGCCAUGCAGCCUGCAUGCGGUACCUGGUUCUGGGCCUGCUCCUCACGUGCCUGCUCUGCGCGGUGGCUGCCACCUGCCUGGGAGUGCGCUAUCUGCAGGUGUCUCGGCAGCUCCAGCAAAUGAACAGGAUUCUGGAAAUCACCAACAGCAGCUUGAGGCAGCAGCUGAGCCAGAAGAUAGCCCAGCUGGGGCAGAGGGAAGAGGAUUUGCAGGGAUCCAGGAGGGAGCUGGCCCAGAGUCAGGAAACACUACAGGUGGAACAGAAGGCUGGCCAGGCUACCAGAGAGCAGUUGCAGGUCUGCCAGUCUGAUUGGGAGAAGACGAAAGAGGCCUUGAGAAAUAAGGAGACAGAGAGGGUGAACUUGGAGCAGAGGCUGAACAGCAUGCGGGAAAGACUACAGCCCUUCUUCCAGUGCCCCUCCCCAGAUUCCUGUUGUCCCUUGGGAUGGAUACAGAAUGAGAGGAGUUGCUUUUACAUCUCAGUUACUAAGAGAUCUUGGACGGAAAGCCAAAGCCAUUGUAAAUCUCUGUCCUCUGAUUUGGCCCAAACCAGCGACGGUUCUCAAUUAAAUACAACUCAUAUGAGAAACUUACGGAAGGUGCUGCCAGCUGAAUCAUACUGGGUUGGCCCCAGAAGUCGGUUCUGGCAGUCUGACCAUACAAAAUACACUUGGUUUUCCGGUCGAAUAAAAUGUCCCAAGCUAGAAACCAAGUGGAUGAAUCUGGAUACAGCGGAGUGUCAGGCUCUUCUUUCCUCCAUCUGUGAGAUGUCAGCUUUCAGGUCUCCAGAUGGGGACCACUCUUUGCACUGA
Molecule: messenger RNA, 1068 nt
Organism: Rangifer tarandus platyrhynchus (Svalbard reindeer)
Lineage: Eukaryota; Metazoa; Chordata; Mammalia; Artiodactyla; Cervidae
Source: the annotation of a GenBank genome assembly